AUGGCGGAUCGCCGGCCGAACAGGCCGCCGGUGAAAUUUCGGGAAGGUUGCAUGAUUUUUGGCAACACGACGCUUGGCCACAGCUCGGUCAAGUUCAGACCUCGGCGAAGGCAACAGGCUCAGCCAGAGCCGACGGAGGUGCUUGAGGACGCUGAGGAGGCGCCCAAGGUCACCCCGGACGCGCCCCUGGAGAUCGAUCCAGAUGUUCUGUACAGAGCGCAUCAAGUUUUCAUGAUCCUGACCUCAUCGGGAGUCGUCGCUCCUGCUGGUACGCCGGAGCAAGGAAAGAUUUUGCGCGAGGAGGCCAUCGUACAGUUUGUGGCCCGGCACCGGCGCUUGGCCGAGCUCCGCGGCUUCACGGCAGCCUUGCCGAAGAUCGUCUUCCACUGGACCCAGGAGAGGAAUUUCGCAAGCAUCGCACGGGAAGGCUUGCGGGUCCCUGACGGAGCAGGAGUUGCCAUCGCACAUGGCAGUUCUUUUGGAAAUGGUAUCUAUGUUUCACCCGAGUUUCGAUAUGGAAAGGAGCUCUUUGCCUAUGGGGCGCGGGCUGCUUUCAUGUGCCUGGCGUUGCCUGGCAAGCAGCACUUCGGCAAGCCUCCUGCAGACGGCACUGGAUUUCUGUCCCCCGAAGACGAUGGCUACGACAGCGUCAUUGGGCGCGAAGGCCAGAGGGGCAUCGACGAGUGGGUGUUUUUCCGCCAAGACCAGCUGCUCCUGUGCUUCCUGGUGGACGAGCUCGGCCUGGUGAUGGCCAAGGAGGCAGCCUUUGCGGCGAUCAAGGUUCUGCAUCAGCCGUGGCCACAGCCUCCGGCCGAGAUUUCGCAGCUGCCAGCACCGGUGCAGGAGAUACAGGCUGGCCGAUGGCAGCGGCGACAUGCACCAGAUGCUGGGGCACCCACCGAUGAGGCUGGAAUGGGGCUUGUUUCUGAAAGCUAUCGGGACACCAAUGCCACAAAAGCUCGAUGCUAA
Messenger RNA from Symbiodinium sp. CCMP2592, 969 nucleotides. Lineage: Eukaryota; Dinophyceae; Suessiales; Symbiodiniaceae. The record is from the annotation of a GenBank genome assembly.